Messenger RNA from Knipowitschia caucasica, 4281 nucleotides. The record is from the annotation of a GenBank genome assembly. NCBI's taxonomy places the organism in Eukaryota, Metazoa, Chordata, Actinopteri, Gobiiformes, Gobiidae.
AUGUUUUGUUAUAGGGUCAGACCAGUGUCCUAUCAUGAGCAGAAUGGUAAAGGUGAGCUGGGCAGGAGCAGCGGUCGCAGGAAGCUCCAGUCUCAGUCGUCUCUGGACGAUCGUGGAGGGCCAGGAGAUCGAGAGCAUCGUAUGGGAGAAGGGAGGCGGCUAGAGAAAAUCCACUCUCAGGAAUAUGAGGACGGAACAGACGGACUCGGGCGUCUGGAGAGCCAACGCAGGCGACCUGGGGAGGAAGACCCCAGGGAGCGCAAACGCAGAGAGGAGGAGUUUCAGAACCGCUACCGCAGUGACCCCAACCUGGCCCGGUACCCGGUCAAACCACAGAAGGAGGAGCAGGAGAUGCGCAUGCAUGCCAAGGUCUCGAAAGUACGGCAUCAGCGGCGACACAGUGAUCUGGCCAUUAACGAGGUGGGACUAGGCCCUAAUGACGGAAAGGACUUAUCCAGGAGAGACUCUGAGCGUAAGCCUAUGGACAGGACCGUGGGGAUGGGCGGGGUCAGGGCCGGGUCCCAGCCUGGAGGCCUGGACUACGGCCCGAACAAAGGUCGGUUGGACCCUAACACAGCACGGACACAGAGGGAAAAGGGCGGGGACAGUCUAUUGAGGAAAGACUCACAGAGCUCAGACCAGUCUGAGUCUCUGCGGCCGCCCCCUCCACGCACCUACAAGAGCAAACGAGACAAGAGACAGAUGUCCAUCAGCAGCUCAGAGGAGGAGGGCGGCUCCACGCCCGAGUACACCAGCUGUGAGGACGUGGACAUGGAGAGUGUCAGCGAGAAAGGUGACUGGGACUGUCAUACACUAGAUCCUACAGUAUGGCAUCACCCGGUGUCGUGGCAGCCGUCCAAAGAGGGAGACCACUUGAUCGGGCGCAUCACGUUGAGUAAGAGGUCAGCGAUGCCCAGAGAGGCGGGUUCUCUCCUCGGACUCAAGGUGGUUGGAGGUAAAAUGACAGAGACUGGGAGACUAGGGGCCUUCAUCACCAAAGUGAAAAAAGGAAGUCUUGCCGAUGUGGUGGGGCAUCUGCGACCAGGGGACGAGGUGCUCCAGUGGAAUGGGAAGUCGUUGCCCGGAGCAACCAAGAAAGAGGUUUACAACAUUAUCCUGGAGUCCAAGGCCGAACCUCAAGUGGAGAUUGUUGUAUCGCGGCCUAUAGGAUCUAUCAACCGAGUUAUGUCCAAAAACGUCUUAAGACAAGUGUAUAGAAUCGCUCAGGACAUCCCUCGAAUCCCAGAGUCAUCUCACCCACCGCUAGAAUCUACUGGCUCAAGUUCUUUUGAGUCCCCAAAGAUGGACCGUCCUUCGAUCUCAGUAAUGUCCCCCACCAGUCCUGGCACCCUGCGAGACCUCCCUGUAGUCCUACCAGGGCAACUUUCUGUAAAGUUGUGGUAUGACAAAGUUGGCCACCAGUUGAUAGUCAAUGUCCUCCAAGCCAUAGACCUGCCUCCUCGACCCGACGGGCGGCCGCGAAACCCCUACGUCAAAAUGUACUUCCUGCCUGAUAGAAGUGAUAAAAGUAAAAGAAGAACCAAAACGGUGAAGAAGAGCGCCGAGCCGAAGUGGAACCAGACGUUUAUCUACUCACACGUGCACCGGCGAGACUUCAGGGAGCGCAUGUUGGAGAUCACAGUCUGGGACCAGCCCCGAGUGCAGGAGGAGGAGAGCGAGUUCCUGGGAGAGAUCCUGAUCGAGUUGGAGACGGCGCUGCUGGACGACACGUCGCACUGGUACAAGCUGCAAACACACGAUGCGUCUUCGAUCCCACUGCCUCAGCCCUCCCCUUACCUCCCACGGCGACAUGUCCACGGAGACAGCCCCAGCAAGAAGCUUCAGAGUCCAGAGCGUAACUCCAGGGACAGGGAGCGGAGCAGUACGUUGGCCGUCCCGGAGCAGCAGAGGACGGUCCAGCACCGGUCCAGGUCUGUGUCCCCGCACCGCGAGGACUCAUGCAGGGCCCGCUCUCGGCCCGCAUACGUGCCCAUGCAGAGGAGCCUAGACGAGAUCCACCAGAACCGCCAUCCGUCCCACUCGCCGUCCCGGUACCAUGAGCCUCAUCUGGAGCACCAGCGGUCGGGCGACUCCGACUAUGAGUACUCUGAGGACAGGGGCUUAGCUAAACACUGCAACACACUCCCCCCUAAAAUGCCCCUCUUAGUAAACGGUAUCCAUAAAGAUAUUUACAGCUCCACCCUCCCUGCAUGCUCAAAGGGUCCGUCGCCUCAGAAACAGGAAGUGGCCGGGCCUCGUAGCAUCCUCACGCAGCGUGUGCUCAGGUUCACAGAUGAGGUCCCAGUUAGUGACCUGCAGCCAUCGCUGGACAGAGUCAGAAGUGCCAGCACCACGUGUCUGAGGCCAGACAACCACUAUGACAGAGACAGCAGACAGUGUAACAAUUCACCCAGUCCCAACUGUGCCAAUCCAAAAGGCAGCCGCAAAAGUCUGGAAGGGGACAGCCGUAUCCAGCCCACGUCCAUCCUGCGGGGCAGUCGGGGCCGAGGGGGUCCCCUGAGGCUGCCUCCUUUGUCCGGCUCGUGUCCAAACUCUCCGCGUCCCGAAAGACUUCAGGGCAGCCCGUCUCCACCAGGAACCGGCCGCAGAGGCAGGCAACUCCCUCAGCUCCCGGCCAAGAGCAGCAGCAUCGAGCAAGCCCUGGCAGGAGAUGACAGAGGAGGUCAGCUGCCAAAGAAAGUGCAUCCUUACAACAGGCCUUCAUCGUCCCACGACCGAGAGAUGGACCUCAAGACCAAACGAAAGAACUACGCAGGGCAGAGAGGCAGCAGCGACAACACGUCCGCUCGCUCCUCGGACAGCGACAUGAGUGACAUGUCGGUGAACUCUCGAGCCUCCAGCAUCUCCAGACUCAGCAGCACCAGCUCCAUCCCAUCAGAGUAUCCGGCCGGGAGGUUCAGGUCCAACUCCCUGGAGGAGGAGAAGCGAGACCGGAGGAUCUCGUGGGGGGUGGACGGGGAUGAGGAGCGGAGGAGGGCCGCGGGGAAGAGGAGGUUCUCAGACGAGUUGAAGCGAAGGAGGCACACGGUGGGAGGAGAGAGUGCAGAGUCCAGAUACCUCCCCGCAUGCCUCAGACCCCUCCGUGCUUGUGUCCCGUGCUGUGACUGCCCACCACCACUGCCACCCUCCCCUCCAUCACCUCCGGGGGCAGCAGAGAGGCCCCUGAGCAGCCUGCCUCUGUCCCCGCCACAGUGGCCCGACCUUGGGGGAGACAGGGGCAGUGUGGCGGGGGUAUCCUGUAGCACCUUGACCCCCUCCGAACAUAUGGAUAUGAGGCGACUGAUCCGGACCAGGGGCCAGCGCAGACCCUCAUCGCGCCUCUGUCCAAGUGGAUUCAACUGCGGUCGCAGCAUAAUGAAGAGCUCCAGUGUGAGCAGCGACAUCUACAGCCAGGAGCGGACGGACGGAAGCCAGUCGGACACGGCUCUGGGGACGGUGAGCGGAGGCACCAAGAAGAGACGCUCCAGCCUCAGCGCCAAAGUGGUCGCCAUCGUGGGCAACCGCCGCAGCAGGAGCACCUCCCAGAUCAGCGGGCCAGAGGGGAAGUCUAAGAAGGAGAAGGGCGCCCCCAUCCAGCGGAGCACAGAGACGGGCCUAGCGGUGGAGAUGGUCCGGAGCAUGCCCAGCCGACAGCCGAGUCGCGAGUCCAACAACGGCAGCAUCCACAGCUGUAACUCGGAGGGGAAUCUGAUCUUCUCUGGGGUGAACCUGGGGGCCAGUAGUCAGCUGAGCGGCUUUCUGGACGGGUUGGGUCCUGCGCAGUUAGUGGGCAGGCAGACGCUGGCCACCCCCGCCAUCGGUGACAUCCAGAUUGGUAUGAUGGAGAAGAAAGGUCAGCUGGAGGUGGAGGUGAUCAGAGCGCGAGGGCUGGUGCAGAAACCAGGAUCCAAGUCUCUACCUGCUCCCUACGUCAAGGUCUAUCUGCUGAAUAAUGGGGCGUACGUAGCCAAAAAGAAAACCAAGAUUGCACGGAAAACACUUGACCCGCUGUAUCAGCAAGCACUGCUAUUCGACGAGAGCCCACAGGGUAAAGUCUUACAGGUGAUCGUGUGGGGAGACUACGGCCGCAUGGACCACAAGAGCUUCAUGGGAGUUGCACAAGUCUUACUCGAUGAGCUGGACUUAUCAAGCACAGUAAUUGGCUGGUACAAGCUGUUCCCGCCCUCAUCCCUGGUGGACCCCACACUGGCCUCUCUCACGCGGAGGGCCUCUCAAUCAUCACUGGACAGCUCCUCAGGGCCCCCCGGGGUCCGCACCUAG